AUGUCAACAGCUCACGGCUGCACUUCCAACAACUCCCCUAUCCUCAGAUUUAAGUUGGAUGACAGAUCUCGUGAUGUGCUAGUAACAAAAUUGCCUUCUGGACUGCACGGACUUAGAGUUGAUGGUUUCAACCCCAUAAGCUCCCUGCUUGAGGAAAUGGUGAGGAUGGGCGUAACUUCCACAAAUUUAGAAGAAAUUGAAAUAAAAAACUGUGCUUCACUUAUGUCCUUUCCACUACAGUUGUUCUCCAAGUUGAAGAGUUUUCAAAUAAGUGAAUGUCCGAACCUUGAAUCCCUUGUUGCAUAUGAGACUAUUCAUGAGAAUUUCACUUCUCACAAUUUUUUGAAAGUUUCAAUUUGUCCAGAUUUGACACUGCUUCGUUUAUGGAAUUGCUCAAAUGUGAAGUCUCUGGCCGAAUGUAUGCACUCCCUCCUCCCUUCACUUGAGAUUUUGCAACUUGUUAACUGUCCAGAACUUGUGUCAUUCCCAGAAGUGGGUUUGCCUGCCAAAGUACAUUUUGGUGAGUAUGAAGAUAUGGAAUCCUUUCCUGAGAAGAUAAAGUUGUCCUCCACUCUUAUCACUCUUGGUAUCUGGGAUCUUCAAAAUCUGAAAUCUCUAGACUACGAGGGUCUUCAACACCUCACCUCUCUUACACAAUUGAGAUUCUCCCAUUGUCCCAAUCUCCAAUCCAUGCCAGAAGAAGGGCUGCCAUCUUCACUUUCUUCUUUAAUAAUCUCUCAAUGCCCUUUGCUGGAACGAAGACACUCCUCAUCUACACCCCUGGAUCUCAGAAUUGCCAGUUUGAUAUUUUGCUCUAAAAGAUGGUUGGACUUGGAUUUGGUUGUGCUCGUGAAUCUGAAGCUUUUCGCUUCUAGACGGUUGGUGAAAGCUUCAUCUUGA
Messenger RNA from Dovyalis caffra, 900 nucleotides. NCBI's taxonomy places the organism in Eukaryota, Viridiplantae, Streptophyta, Magnoliopsida, Malpighiales, Salicaceae. The record is from the annotation of a GenBank genome assembly.